AUGAAGCCCAAUAAGAUAAAAUUUCCUAAGGAAAUUCCUUCUAUUAGCAAGGAAAAAGACAGUAAUACUCUUUUAGAGUCGUUCUAUGAAUUUUUUAAUAAUUAUCAAAAUAAUACUGAUAAAUCUUUAAAAAAAAUUGAUUACUUAAUAAUUUUCUUGGUUUUUUCAGCUUGUAUUCAGUUAUUAUAUUGUAUUCUUUCUGGAUCUUAUCCGUUUAACUCCUUUUUGUCAGGGUUUAUUAGUACAGUUGGACAAUUUGUACUUACAGUGAGUCUAAGAGGUCAAUUUAAUAUAAAAGAUGAAGAAAAUAAUGAAAAUAUUUCUCCAGAAAGAGCAUUUGGGGAUUUUGUUUUUAGUAGUCUUAUUCUUCACUUUUUUGUAAUUACAUUUCUUGGUUAG
Pneumocystis murina B123 is the source of this 399-nucleotide messenger RNA. RefSeq lists its product as hypothetical. Bases 1 to 399 code for a protein of 132 amino acids. Gene Ontology annotation, cellular component: membrane; oligosaccharyltransferase complex. The record is from RefSeq and is a predicted model, not a curated record. NCBI's taxonomy places the organism in Eukaryota, Fungi, Ascomycota, Pneumocystomycetes, Pneumocystales, Pneumocystaceae. The transcript is spliced from 4 exons. Gene Ontology annotation, biological process: protein N-linked glycosylation.